Messenger RNA from Ahaetulla prasina, 8116 nucleotides. RefSeq names its product oxysterol binding protein 2 (gene OSBP2). The coding region runs from base 55 to 2487 and encodes 810 amino acids. The transcript has 14 exons. Gene Ontology annotation, cellular component: intracellular membrane-bounded organelle; membrane; cytosol. The record is from RefSeq and is a predicted model, not a curated record. Gene Ontology annotation, molecular function: cholesterol binding. Lineage: Eukaryota; Metazoa; Chordata; Lepidosauria; Squamata; Colubridae.
GCGACGGCGGCGCCGGGCGAGGCGGGCGGGCGAGGCGGGCGGAGCUGGGCGUCUAUGGGGCGGGCGGCGGUGGGGGGGCCGCUGUGCAGCGCCGGCAGCCGCGGGCUGGUCUCCCUGCUGGGCGCCGUCCCGUGCCUGGCCUGCAAGGAGCCCCCGCCGCCUGCCCGGGUCCCGCUGGCCGCCGCCGCCGCUGCUGCCAUGAGCCUGGCCGGGGAGAGCUGCCCCGUUGCCGCCGCCGUUGCAGCCUCCGGCGCGGACACCCACCGCGGCUGGCUCUUCAAGUGGACCAACUACCUGAAGGGCUACCAGCGCCGCUGGUUCGUGCUCAGCAACGGGCUGCUCAGCUACUACAGGACUCAAGCGGAAAUGGCUCACACCUGCCGGGGGACCAUCAACCUGUCCAUGGCUCACAUCGAUACCGAGGACUCUUGCAAUAUUGUCCUUUCUAACGGCGGAAGGACCUACCACUUGAAAGCCAGCUCGGAAGUGGAACGGCAACGGUGGGUCACGGCCCUGGAGCUUGCCAAGACCAGGGCCAUCCGAAUCAGGAGCAACCAAUCAGAUGACUCGGGCGACGACGAGGAAUCCGCCUCGCACGAAUCCGACAAGAGCGAAGUGCACGGCACCUUGAAAUACCUCUCCGGGAAACUGGAUGACCUCAGCGCUUUCAACGACUUGAUCUCCAAGCACGGGGCGGCUCUCCAGAGAUCCCUGAGUGAGCUGGAGAACCUCAAGUUGCCGGCCGAGAGCGGAGAAAAGAUCAAAGCCGUCAACGAACGAGCCACCCUCUUCAGGAUCACCUCCAAUGCUAUGAUAAAUGCCUGCCGGGACUUUCUGGAUCUUGCAGAGGCGCACAGCAGAAAAUGGCAACGGGCCCUCCAGCAUGAAUGUGAGCAGCGCAUCCGCCUGGAGGAGACCAUCGAACAGCUGGCCAAGCAGCACAACAACUUAGAACGGGCUUGUCGGGGGGCGCCCAGCCUCUCUGUGAACCCCGCUGCUCACGCGUCCCAAGGAGGAAGCGUGCAGAGUGGAAAAGGAGAGCCCAGUGAUGAAGAUGAGGAGACGGAGUACUUUGAUGCUAUGGAAGACGCUCACACUGUCAUCACAGUAGCUGCAGAGCCUUCAAAACUUCACCGGCGCACCAGCAGCAACAUUAGUGUAGCCAGUGAGGGCCGUUCGGACGAUUGGAACUUGGGCGAUAGCGUGUUCGAGACCUCCACUCACACAGGCCUUGUUUCUUCAAGCAAGUAUGGGGUCGCCCCCAAGAAGAGGCGUACUCAGAUCCCAGACAAGCCCAACUACAGCCUUAACCUCUGGAGCAUCAUGAAGAAUUGCAUCGGUAAAGAACUUUCCAAGAUCCCCAUGCCUAUCAACUUCAACGAACCCCUCUCGAUGCUGCAGAGGCUGACGGAGGACAUGGAGUACCACGAGUUGCUGGACAGAGCGGUCAAGUGCGAGAACGCCAUCGAGCAGAUGUGCUUCGUGGCCGCUUUUUCAGUGUCUUCCUACUCGACCACUGUCCAACGAACCGCCAAGCCCUUCAACCCGCUCCUGGGCGAGACCUUCGAACUGGACCGCCUGGAAGAGCUCGGCUUCCGAUCGCUCUGCGAGCAGGUGAGCCAUCACCCCCCAGCAGCUGCUCAUCACGUCUACUCCCGGCGAGGCUGGACGCUGUGGCAGGAGAUCACCAUUGCCAGCAAGUUCCGUGGCAAAUACCUUUCCAUCAUGCCACUGGGCACCAUCCAUCUCGAAUUCCACUCCAGUGGCAAUCACUACAUCUGGCAAAAAGUCACAUCCACGGUUCACAAUAUUAUUGUGGGGAAGCUCUGGAUUGACCAGUCCGGUGACAUAGAAAUCCUCAACCACAAAUCAAAAGACAAAUGCCAUUUGAAAUUUACACCCUACAGUUACUUCUCCAGAGAUAUCCCCCGGAAGGUGACAGGGGUGGUGAUGGAUGCCGAUGGCAACGAGCGAUACGUUAUGUCCGGCACGUGGGACGAGAAGAUGGAGUGUUCCAAGAUCAUAGAAGCCACCCAGGGAAACUCCAUUUCGGAAGGCAAGCUUCCGAAAACGGUCUACCAGACCUUGUCCCCCAAGGUCCUGUGGAAGAAAUACCCCCUCCCGGAGAACGCGGAAAACAUGUACUUCUUCUCCAAACUGGCGCUGACCCUCAACGAGCCGGAAGACGGCGUCGCUCCCACGGACAGCCGCCUGAGGCCCGACCAGAGGCUAAUGGAGAACGGCAAAUGGGACGAAGCCAACACAGAGAAGCAGCGGCUGGAAGAAAAGCAACGGGCAGUACGCCGCCACCGGGAAGUCGAAGCAGCUGGCGCGCUGGCAGAAGGUAAGGACUACAAAGGCUACAUCCCGCUGUGGUUUGAGAGGAAAGUCGACCCGGUGACAGGGGAGCUGAUGUGCGUGUACAAGGGCGGCUACUGGGAGAGCAAGGAGAAGCAGGACUGGAGCCAGUGUCCCAGCAUCUUCUGAGCUGGGCUCGUUGAGUGCCGGGCGAAGCUUCCGCAGUCAGCGGCGGGAUGGAAGGGCCAGUUGCUGAUGAAGUGCCCCUUGGGGUAGCCCCCCCACCCCUCCGCGUCCCCCUCCCCAGCCGCCUGUCGGAGAAUCGCGCAGAGAUUCAAAUAAAUCCCGAAUUGAAAACAAACAAACAAACAAACACAAAAGCAAAGAAAAACAAAAACACAACCAAACAAAAACAAAAGAGUAAGACGAGGCAAACCAAACAGGGAUUCAAAAAAAAAAAAAAAAAAAGCUAUUUUUAUGCACUAAUAAAAUGGCGUAUGAUUUUUUUAAGUGACUUUUUUAAGCUUACCAAUUAGGAUUGAGACACAACGGGAGGUGUGUUUUUUUUUUUUGUUAGCCAGGGUUGUUUUUUUUGUUUUUUUUCUCCUUUAAAAAAAUAAUAAUAAUAGUAAAUCCUGUCUCUGGGGUGGCACCCAACUUCUCUUUUGAGGCCUCGGUUUCGCUAGCCAGGGCUCUGAGUUCCAAAGAUGCGCCUCUUGUAUCGGAAACGGUGAGCGUUUCUUUCUCCGCCUCCCCUUUGAUUUCUCAUUUCCACGUGGGAAUUAACCCUACUUUUAAUCUGCAGAUAAUCCCUAUACUCCCCCCCCAAGUUGCAGGCAGCUCCAUAGACCCUCUUGGGGGGGACCCUCAAAAUUAAUUGGGGGCAAUGAAAUGCCAGAGGCCGGGGGGUGGGAGGGAGGGUUUAGGGAACCAGUUGUCUUUCUCUGGAUCUUUGGAAACAGCUUGUCCCUUUUGAAGUCUGUCCUUCAACAGGUAGGGAGGGAUUCAAACCCUGGCUCUGUCCACAGCUGAGCUUUCUUUGAAGCCACCACCCUGGAAAUGUAUCAGGGUUGAAAAGCUACCGGUUCAGACCGGUUCAGGAGAACCAGUAGUAAAAAAAAAUUCUACCGGUGCGGGCGAACCAGUAUUUCCGAUGAUCAGCUGGGCGACAAUCAGCUAUAGCUGUCAGGUUCACACCGGUUCAAGCGAACUGGUAGUAAAAAAAUGCUACUAGUUCGGCCGAACCGGUAUUUCCAACGAUCAGCUGUGACGCGUGAUUUAUAUUAGCUAGAAUCGUAGGAUUUCCUGCUUUCUAGCUAAUCUAAAUCAUGCGGCACAGCGGAUUCCCUCCCCCUCGCUGUUCUACUUACCUUUGCAGACUUGGAAGGCUUUAAAAUGUUCCUUUUUUAGCACUGCACGGGCGCGCCUCAGGCACAUGCUCUGUAGCAGAUUUCAGAGGAUUUCACCACUGAAAUGCAUGGCUUUUGAUUUUGAAGACGUAUUAAACCCACGGUGGAGAAAUAUUCCUUACGUUCCCAGGCCGGCUGUAUUUCAAGGAAGGAUUUUUAAGUUACUGGGGUUUUUUUUUCCUCUCGUUUUUUCAACAUUUGGAGAAAACAGGGAAGGCAGCCACAGCAGAACCUGGCUUCCUUCAGGCCUUCCUUCGUUCCGGCUGUUUUUUCCUUUUAUUUGCUUCAGAGAGCUCAGCCCAGGGAGCGCAGGCGAGGAUCUAAUCGCUUAGGCUUCCCCGAUUGGUUGAAUUGGGGCCCGUUUUCGCCUUUCCAGCACUUUGUAAAAUUCCGCUGGUUGGUUCGCACUGUCCCGCUGGCCAAGUUCCCAUCACUAACAUGGAAUAUUUGGAUUUAGAGCGGGCACAUGGAGAGUUGCAGCCUGGGUUAAUGCCCAGCCAGCUCUGGGAUGCCUUGGGCAUAAGCUGCCUUUGCAAACUCGGCCGCCCAGUAUGUAGAAAGCACAUUGGUGCGCGCACUCUCUCGCGCGCGUGCACCAAGAACUCUCUUGCCGUUUUAAGAUCUUUCUCGGGUGAAGGAGAGAAAACCGGUAAGGGUAAAAGAUCCAGCAAAAUGCCCUUCUGGGGUCACCAGCCUAGCUACGUCACGUAGCAAACCAUCCGUUUGCAGCCAGAUGAAUUGAGACAUGUUUCCUCUUUGUCUGUCUCCGCUGCAGACUUUAGCUCCAUCCACCUGGUUGCUCAGAGUUGGCCCCAUGGAGAAGUCUUGCCGGCAGGGGGAUUCUGGGGGCUGCAGCCCCAGUUAAUCCGGGGGACAUUGGCUGCUUGCUCAGAGUUGGUGCACUGGGAUUCUUAGCACAUUGCUGUCUAUGCUAGCUCAGCCCAGGGCACCAGAUCCAGUGUUUCUCAACCUUCAGCGUGGCUAGCCAGGGAAUUCUGGGAGUUGAAGUCUUCCCGUCUUAAAAGUUGCGGAUUCUUGCGAUACGGGUUUGUUUUUUCCCGGGUGUUCCCAGCUGAUCUUUCCCCAGAUCCAGCCUGCUUAGGGGCCCCUUGAAACAUCUGGUGCUUGGAGAAGCCCCCUCCCCUUGAGCACAACAGGACAGGCAACUAAAGCCCCCCCUCCCGAGUGAGGAAACACACCCCUCCCCCCACUGAAAGUAGCAUCCCAUCGCCGCUCUCAGAAGUGGUCCAUUUCAGUGGUGACAUUCAAUUUUUUUUCUCUCUACCGGUUCUUUGGGCGUGGCUUGGUGGUGGCCUUGUGACUUAGUGGGCGUGGCCAACUCGAUGUCACUCAUGCCCACACCCACCCAAUCACAUGACCACCACCAAGCCACGCCCCACAGAACCCGGUAGGAAAAAAUGUGUGCAUGAGUACCAGAAGGGCCCAUAGUGAAUGCUGCGGCAGAGAGAAUCCGAACUUUUCUCCCUCCGUUCACAGCAGAGCUGCUGCUCCCUUUACGGUUCCCCUCCCCCACUUGGCCCCCUCCCUCCCGGGGGUCGAAAUACCUUAUAGGGACAGGCUGCUGCAGCAGCUCCAUUGUGAAUGGAGAAAAGUUCGGAGUCUCUGCUGCAGCAUUUAAUGUUGAGCGGGCAACCGGGCGGGCAUGGGCAGGGCCAACCAAGGAUGAUUUUUGCCGAUUUAGCGAACUGAUUCAAAUCGUUCCUAUCGGUUUGUCCGAACCGGCCUGAGCCGGUCAAAUUUCACCCUUGGUCCAUUUAUCUUCUGGGGGAAGUAAACAAGCAAUAAUGGAUUGGUUUUUUUUUAAGGGGUCUUGCCCCACCUGGCUUCCAGAGCGCUAAAGGCACGGCAGGAUCCACGUGGGAUAUCACUGGCCGAGUCCCCACACACACACACACCCCUAACCCGGAAGACCCAUGACACGCUCACACCUGGUAGCAAUACAAAUGUAGACCUGUACACACACACAAACACACACACACCUUGUAUAUGGAAUAACAAUAGCGACUGAACAUCGGCGUCCACUCGCCGUCGAUGGCAGCGUAUCUUUAACCUUUAUUUAUUUGUUUCUAAUUUAUAUGUAUGAUAUCUAUAAUAUAUGUACACAAAUAUAUAUAUAUAUAUAUAUAAAAUUAUUUUGUUUAAAUUUGUAUGGGUGUGUAACUAGAAGAAAUGGAGAAAUGAAGACGGAGUCCCUCCGUCUGAAUCUUUUUAUAGCACAAAUAUGUUUUGACACGUUUUGAUCCUUUUAGGGUACAACGGCCUCCAUCUACCCCCCCUCCCCGCCCCCCCUCCCUUUUUAAAAAAGUAAAAUUAAAUAGCGGGAUCGGAAGUACAAGCUGUGCUGCCUCCUACUAGAAAUCAGGAUCGGUGCACAAAAAUUGUCCGGCGGAUUUGUGGUCAAAGGGUGACCGAUUGUAGAUUUGUUGGGUCUUGUUUGAAUCAAAAAAAAAGACAGAGCAGAUUUGGUAGGCCAAAUUUCUACAGCAGCCAGUUCUCGUGUAUGGACUUCAACUCCCAGAAUUCCGCCCCCCCCCCAGCUGGGGAAUUCUGGGAGUUGAAGUCCACACCUCUAGUUGAGAAAUGCUGUAGUAGAGGAAAAAAAUUCAUUUCUAAGCUCCCUGACUUGGUGUUCUCUGAAUGCGUUGGGGGUUUCCCGGCCUGAACAGGGCCUCUGGUGGCUCAGAUUGCUAAAACAGUCUGUUAUUAACACAGCUGCCUGCAAUUACUGCAGGUUCAAGUCCCACCAGGCCCAAGGUUGACUCAGCCUUCCAUCCUUUAUAAGGUAGGUAAAAUGAGGACCCAGAUUGUUUGGGGGGCAAUAAAAGUUGACUUUGUAUAUAAUAUACAAAUGGAUGAAGACUAUUGCUUGACAUAGUGUAAGCCGCCCUGAGUCUUCAGAGAAGGGCGGGGUAUAAAUGCAAAUUAAAAAAAACAAACAACGGAACCUGUAGACACAACACAUCUGGAAAACAUCGGUUUGAGGAUUGUGUCAGAUUCCUGAAGGCCUUUAUGGAGUUGAGGCUGGAGUUUUUCCAAGCCAGGGGUUUGCUUGAACAUCUGUUGCGCAUUGGCAUGCAUGAGUGGUGCCAGGGAAGGAAAUAGCUGGAAAAAGCAAGUUGUUUGAAUGGUUUUACCAAACAGUUCUACCUGCAACAGCAAAAAAAAAGAUAAAACAGGAGAAAAUGAUUGUAAAAGUUGCUUAAAUUUAUCACUGAGUCAACAGGGAUGUUCUCCUGGGAUGUUUUUCUCCUUUAAAAAAAGAGAAAAGGCAGGAAAGGAAAUAAAUUCCUGAGAGGGGGGUAAGAAUGAAGAAUGAUGGCACAAAAGGAAUUUUCCUGAUACAUUUGAACACUGGCCAUGCCAAAUGUCUCAGGCAGGGUUUUUAAUUUCAGGAAGAAAUAAUUUCUUUAGUUUCUUUACAGCUCAUGUUUCCUGAUUUAAAAAAUGCAGCCUUGUUGUAGGUGCUCCAUCGCUGGAGGGUUUUAAGAAGAGACUGGGCAGCCGUUUGUCUGGAAUGGUCUAGGGUUUCCUGCUUGGGAAGGGGGUUGGACUAGAAGACCUCCCAAGGUCCCUUUCAACUGUUAAUUCUGCCUACAGACAGUUUUUACUUCAAGGCAGUUUAGAAAACUUACAGAAUAAAUUAAAAUCACUGGAGGUUUUUUAUUUUUUAAGGAGAGAUCGGACAGGCCUUUUGUCCAGAAUAGUAUAGGAUUCUCCUGCGUGAGCAGGGGGUUGGACUAAAAGACCUCUAAGGUCCCUUCCAACUCUGAGGUUCUAUUACUCUGUUAUUCUGCUCGUCUGUUUUAUUCUGUAUUCCGUAAAACAACAGCACCCAAUCUUUCUUUUAACCCCGAGUUUUUCAACCUUGGGAACUUUUAACAAGUUUGGACUUUCAAUGCCCGACAUUGGCUAGGGAAUUUGGAGAGUUGAAGGCCCCGAUAAUCUUUUUAAAAGUUGUCGAAGUUGAGAAACCACGGGGUUAACCAAUUUGUCCAGAGGUUAUUAUGGGAUAGGAAACUACCCAUUGCAGAAACUAUGGAUUUGGUCAUUGUGUCUUCAGGUGUUCUGUUCUGUGUCCAAUGCGGGACAUUUUGUUGCAACGGCUUUCAAUAGACAAUACAGCAUGUCCUGGCGGAGGGACAUGCAUCGGACAUUCAAAAAAAUUCAAGCCACGUUGCGAUGAUCUGCUCUUCCACAGGUUCACCUGGGUAUCUCCAGCAUCCCCUCCACAAAUCUUCCAAAAAUCGGAGCCACAAACUGUAGCAUAUAUAUAUAUUAUUUUUUCUUCCUGAUCUUAUAUUGUAAAAAAUCUGAGCUGAUGUAAUGUUUUCCUGUCUCUUUUCUCUCAGUUCAGCUUUAAUUGUGUUAACAAUAAAAGAUACGAGGUU